AUGCCCAGACUGGAUGGUUGGCUAGGGACAUUUGCACGGCACACAUGCACUCGGAGACAUUUGCCGAGAUACAGCGAAGAAGGGAGUUCAGACAUCCAGUGCAGCGAGGUUGGCCCCUCGACGAAGAAUUUUUGGUCCAGGCCAAGCCCGAUGUUAUCUGUGAUCGUGGAGUUCCCAUCCGCCGUCAAACGUCGAAGAGGGGAUCUCUUCCCUCUGUAUGGUGGGAUUUUCGGCAGCCGGUCUCGGAAAAUCCUCCGGACAAUUUUCCUUCCCCAACUCCCGGAGGAGCCACCUCAAAUCGAGUGGGUUUUGGGGUGCAAUUGGCGGGCAACGGUGGGGUAUCAUCGCGGGGCAGCGCGACACGAUGAAUGGGAGGGCGGGUGA
Messenger RNA from Colletotrichum costaricense, 384 nucleotides. RefSeq lists its product as uncharacterized. The record is from RefSeq and is a predicted model, not a curated record. The transcript has a single exon. The coding region runs from base 1 to 384 and encodes 127 amino acids. NCBI's taxonomy places the organism in Eukaryota, Fungi, Ascomycota, Sordariomycetes, Glomerellales, Glomerellaceae.